UUUUCUUUAAUCACAUCUCGUUGGUGCAAAAUAAACCAAUACCGGAAGUGCUUCUGUAGUUUUCACCGUCGUUUCUCCUGUUUUGAGUGUUUUCAGUUGUGUUCAGGCUUUCAGAGGCGGUUAAAGUCGGAUAAGAUGGAGCCAGUUUUCAGCAGGUUUGAGUCUUAUAACUUUGAGGUUGAUCAGAAGUUUCAGGAAGGUUUGAAGACUCUGAAUGAAACCAACAGCACAGAUAAAAGCAGACUACUGGACAUGAAACUCUUCUUUUAUAACAGGUUUGUGGAGCCCAUUGACAGCAGUGCAUACAAACAGUGGAUCUCAGCCUCUGUUAAUGGGACGCAGAAGGACAAUGAUGAACAUCUGGAACAGAAAAAACUUUCAGACAACGGAGACCAGGCAGCAGAAGCUCCUGCACAGACAGAAACCCAGCAGCUUUCCUUUGCAGAGGUGAUGAGGCUGGUUCAGGAGGGGAAAGACGUUCCUGGAGCACUAAAACUGGACAUUCAGCCGAGCAACCAGAGUCCAACUCCGUCUCAGAUGGAGAGGAGACUGAAACCCUGGGAGACACUGGCAGCUUCCACAUGACGCUGUGGCAAUAAUCACAUUCAAAUGAACUUUUAUAGCACUUUGUACAUAAUUAAUAUUUUUUUUAUUUCCAGCUUUAUGAUUUCUUUACAUGAUUAAAACUGAGUCUUAAAAGACAGAAGUGUUGUAUUGCACAGUAAAAUGCUUUAAAAAUGCAACUGUCAAUUUCAUCAGUGGAUUAGUGGGACUUGAGCUUCAAGAAAUAUUCAGAUCCUUAACCUCAGUAAAAGUACUAAUACUGAAAAUACUCGACUACAAGUAAAGGUUAUGAAUGUUAUGAUUGAGCUAAUUUUGGCUACUUGAUGUACAGUUCACGUUUAACCUUCAGCAGUGCAUCAUCCUCUCUAAGAUCAUCAGAUGUUUUUGUCUAAAAAGUGAACUUUUUAGGAGCGCCGAAAAUCCAUGAGCGUUUUAUAGUUUAAUUAGCUUUAGGAGAACAACAAAGGAAUACUUUAUUCUACAGUUUCUCACAAACAUUCAUGUUUGGAGAUUUUUAAAGUAAUUAAAACUGUCUGACAAGUGCCGCGGAGUAAAAAGUAAAAUAUUUGCUUUGAAGACAUAGUAAAGUUUAAGGUGCAUUAAAUGAAAAGUACCUCUGAUUUGUCCAGUACUUAUGUUAAAGUGCUGAUUAUAACACUUUGCUUUUAACUCUUGAGUAAUAAAUCAAUAAUGUGCUCAUUAGUCAAGUAAAAACUACAAAACUAAGUAGCAAGGUUUUGGGACAAAAAUAGGUUUCUCCAGAUGUCUUGAUCAUAUUUCUUUCAAGUCAAAAACAAAUAAGUGACAACAGUCUGGUUUAACAGUCAUAAUAAAUUAAAUAUUUCCUUCACAUCAGACAAUACACGUUAAUUUGAAACUACACCAGUUUAUUUUUCCUUACAUUCAAAUAAACACACAACUUGAUGGUUAAAAGUACGUAAAACGUUAAACUUUAGCAGUGACUGUUCUGAGGUGAACAUGCACUGUUAACACCAUAAGCACCUUCAGGUAAAAAAUCCCAAAAACAAUAUGAGGUAAAGACGUUGACCAUAAGGAAACAGUCUGGUGUCACGGCAGGCCUAAAUAUCACACAUAAACAUUUGUAAAAAAUACAAACAAAAAAAUGUAAACCAGAGAAAAAGCAACACAUUCACACAAAGUAGCACCAUGAAGAUGAUAGUAUAAAAAUGAACAAUUCAGCAGUAAAAUACAGGAGUGUGCACAGAGACACCUUACAGUACUGUCAAUGUGAGAGAAUGACAUGAACGUCAUCAAAAAAAAAAAAAAAAUCACACCCAACCUAAAUAAAACAAACAAUGCAUUUCAUCACAGCAGUUACAGUGGUUUUACAAAGAUGCUGCCCUUUACACUCCCCUUGGAGACAAUCCACUUUGACUGGAGCAUAAUACAAUGUCCCUGAAUGGUGUACACCAUCCACUGCUAUUUCUGUAAUUGCUCAAGGUUUUUUCUCUUCUCUUUAGGACAGUCAUCGUCGUGAUUCUUAUUUUUAACAUUUUAAUCCUUGUUUUCCUCUUACUGUCACUAUUCCUUGAUU
Molecule: messenger RNA, 2119 nt
Organism: Sphaeramia orbicularis (orbiculate cardinalfish)
Lineage: Eukaryota; Metazoa; Chordata; Actinopteri; Kurtiformes; Apogonidae
Source: RefSeq, a predicted model, not a curated record